This is a messenger RNA of Xyrauchen texanus (razorback sucker), 1428 nucleotides long. RefSeq names its product emerin (gene emd). The record is from RefSeq and is a predicted model, not a curated record. NCBI's taxonomy places the organism in Eukaryota, Metazoa, Chordata, Actinopteri, Cypriniformes, Catostomidae. The transcript is spliced from 7 exons. Bases 149 to 709 code for a protein of 186 amino acids.
AGCAUAAGAAGGCACUCCCCAUAUGCGUUAAUAAACGCAAUGUCAAGUGUACUGAGUCGUGAACUCCUAACGCGAGAGCGACACGCCUCAACACAGCGAAGCGCCUUUCUGCUCCAGAAACAGUUCGUGGAAAGCGUUGUAAGCAGCCAUGUCAUCACUAAGUGACAAGUCUGAUAAGGAGAUCACCCAGCUGUUGGAUGAAUAUGGCAUCAAACAUGGACCCAUAGUAGAUUCCACACGGAAACUCUAUGAAAAGAAACUGAAAGACGCCAUGUCCAAAAACACCAAGCCGUCCUCGUCUGACAAGACAUAUUACAGAGAAGAACAGGAAGAAGUCGAAUAUGUUACUUAUCAUCAACAAGCUACGAGACAUGAUGGAUUUGGUGAUGUCAUUAGGAGGUCAAAGUUUGCUGAGCCAGAUUUCUCCCUUGACACACGGAGGUCACAGGUUACUAGCUAUAGAGAUGAUGUAGACACUACAGAUGAGCCAAUUAUCAGCCAAACUCGGACAACCUAUCAAAGUUCUUCUCACCCACUGCAAUCGGUUCCCAAAUCCAGCCAGCAUGGUGCCAGUCCAGAGACAAACAAAUCUGGGGGUGUGCCAGGGUGGCUUCGUGUUCUGGUGUUUGUUACCAUUGUUAUAUUACUUUAUUAUGUGUACUCAUAUAUGGAGCCUGCAGAAGAGAGCCCCUUUAAAAAGAUUCAGUAGAGGAUGUGAGAGAUUUUAGAUAUGUACAUGAUCCCCUACCAAACUGAUUCAGUUUAAGAAAAACCAAAAACAUGGCCUUGAUGGAGGGCAAGAAAUGGUAAUCUGUAACAUUGCAUAUGAGGUCCUGUUCCUUUUUAUAUGCAUUAGCAUAUUUGAUACAACCACAAAUUUACAUAAUCUGAAAUCUGAAGCUUUAUUCAACUAUUUGCUAUUCAUGAUUUUAUGAACCCAUGGGAGCAAAUGUAAAAGUGUGAUGAAAAAAUAAUAAUAAUAAAAACAAACACAAUUUGUUUGACAAAAAUUAUUUUUCAAUUUUAUUUAAUUGGGGGCAUUUAUUUUCACAACUUGGUGCUAUAAGUCUAUUUUCUUUUUAUUUUCAUAAAAACUGAAUGUACAAUGCUUAUUAUACAGUGGUAAUAUGUUUAUUGCAUAUCACAGGAAAUUCUGCAAAGUACAAUUUUUUACAAAGGGAUUUAUAUUAACUAUUUUCUCAGUGUGUUGAAAACUUUAAGGAUACAAAUGUUAUUAAAAUUGUAUUAAAUGAAAAUGUAUGACGUGCCAUACUCUUACUACAAGAUACAGUUGCUUUCAUGUAAACAACUUUUUUUGUGCUUGUGUUAUUUUUUGAAUGAUUUUCUGCUUUAAAAAUAUAACUCUUAUUUUAGAUUCCUGGAUUAUUAGUUUAAUUUCUGGUAAAAAUGUGUAAAAAAUAAAAUAUG